UAGCAAAAUUUGUCCAGCACAAGUAAACAACUGAAGGAGCUGGUGGGUGACCUCCUUGGCAUAUGCCGAAUGUUUUCCAAGAGGAACUUCAUGCCAGAAUUGCACCCAGCCACUGGGACCAGCACCUCUGAAGCCUGGAGCAUCCAUGAGAACAGCAUCAACUACCGCCUGCUCGUGAUCCUGCGGCCACCCCGCGGGCACUCGUUCAGCCUGGGCCCCACAGAGCAGCUGCCAGCAAGUUGCUCCUGCAUUCGUGUGGUGCUGGAGUGCAUGUGCUCGAGGGACCAGCUGCUGGGGAAGAUGUGGUGCUUUCUCCACCGGUCUGGUGACCAUCUGCUGAGUGAUCAGGACUCGUACCUCCUGGACACCCUGUGCACAGGUGACUACCUGGAUGUGAAGAAAGUUGUCUGCUGGGUCCAAAUGUUGGUGACAUCAGCCUGGCUGCUUUUGCCUCAGUCACGGCACUGUCAGCUCACCGUGCUGCCCUCCUGCAGGUCCUGCAGGUUCCAGCUGACAGGCACCCCAGGGAGGCAGAUCACCAUGGAGAUGGUGUUUGCAGUGCAGCAGGGCAGCUCAGGUGCCUACGUGAGCCUUGAGUAG
This is a messenger RNA of Manacus vitellinus (golden-collared manakin), 600 nucleotides long. RefSeq names its product inositol 1,4,5-trisphosphate receptor-interacting protein-like 1. The transcript has a single exon. NCBI's taxonomy places the organism in Eukaryota, Metazoa, Chordata, Aves, Passeriformes, Pipridae. The record is from RefSeq and is a predicted model, not a curated record. The coding region runs from base 70 to 600 and encodes 176 amino acids.